Symbiodinium sp. CCMP2456 is the source of this 1578-nucleotide messenger RNA. Lineage: Eukaryota; Dinophyceae; Suessiales; Symbiodiniaceae. The record is from the annotation of a GenBank genome assembly.
AUGUCGCUGUUUCUGUGCCUUGUGAGCCUUACUGGUGGCAGUGGCGCUGCUUUAGCACCGGAGGUGGCCUUACCUGUGGGGCGCGUGCAAGGUGUUCAGGAGGGCAACGUCCGCGCCUUUCGCGGCAUCCCCUAUGCCGAGGCACCGCUCGGGCCUCUGCGCUGGCGCCCCCCCGUGGCCUUCAAACCCUGGCAGGGCACCAGGGAUGCCUCGAAGUAUGGGAAGCCCUGCCUGCAAUCCUUUGGAGGCAGCGAGGAUUGUCUCUACUUGAAUGUCUACGCACCAGACAAUCUGACCAAUACAUCACGAGCCCCUUGCCUGGUAUGGAUCCAUGGCGGUGGCUUUGAGUUUGGUUCUGGUGGCGACAUGUACAACGGGACCAAUAUGGUGAGCUUUCUCCACUCCCAGGACAGUCCUGUUGUACUUGUCACGAUGAACUACCGGCUGGGAGUCUUCGGUUUCCUCGGCAGCGAUUUAUUGCGCGAGCGUGAUCCCCUUCGAUCAACCGGCAACUACGGAAUCCAGGAUCAGCGCAUGGCGCUGCGUUGGGUGAAAGACAACAUCCUGGCCUUGGGGGGUGAUCCUAGCAAGGUGAUGAUCUACGGGCAGUCUGCUGGUGCAUGCAGCGUGUCCUCACACAUGCUGAUGCCUGGAUCCUACGGUCUCUACGCGCGGGCUAUCAUGGAGUCUGGCGGAUUUUCCGGGUGGUGCGCCCAGCCGAUGAAGACCAGUGAGUUUUGGUUCCAGAAGCUCAUGGAGCACACCAAGUGUGACACCACGGACUGCCUCGUUCAGCUGUCAUCGCAAGAGCUCAUCUCAGCGUACUUGGCAAUCCCAGACGGCCGUUGCUGCCGGCAGAUUGUUGGGUAUCCCUUCAUUCCGUGGGCCCCGACCAUUGAUGGCAUCGAACUCAAGGGCCACUCAAUGGACCUGUUGAAGCAGGGUAAGGUGAACAAGGUUCCGAUGGUCAUGGGAACGGCACUUGAUGAUGCUGCCGGCUUCUUCACAAACCACAGCCUUAGCACGGAGGACCUGGACACGCUAUUCGAUAAGUACGAGUCGCGUGCGGCUUCGAAGCCAUACCUGUCUGAAGCCCAUGCAACUUUGCAAAACUAUAGCAAUGCUUGGUGGGCUGCGGAGCGGGCUGUGACUGACCAGAACUUUUUCUGCCCAACGCAUUUCGCGAGCCGUACAUUGUCAAAUGCAACACAGACAUUCCAGUAUGUGCUUGCGCACUCCACUACUACUGCCCCAGUCGUCCAGCACGGUGACGAGAUCCCCCUUGUGUUCAUGAACCUGCCUCGUACUGCGUCUCCUGAGGAGAAGCAGUUGGCGGCAGAGAUGGCCACGUCCUGGUAUCGCAUGGCGUUGUCGGGCAGCCCCGGCGGGGAGCUGCCAUGGCCCAGGCAGACACCUCAGCUCGCCCCCCUCUUGAAGUUCCAGGUUUCCUCGGAGGGUGGCAGCCAGGUGAUGGAUUCUAAUUACCGGGAUGCCCUAUGCGCCUUUAUGCUUCAAUGGCUGGACAAAGCCAUUCAUGUGGCUGAAGGGUCUCAAGAAACGCACGAAGUUGUGAUUUGA